GCUGGGCGGGCUGAUGACGCUCUCCGUGAUGCGGCGGCGCGCAGACCGCGCGCGCAGGCAGCUCUCCAGCAUCGCCUCCUCCGCCUCCCAGGACGCCGACGCCGCCGAGGAGCCCGCCCCCGCCGCCCCCGCCCCCGCCGCCGCCGCCGCCACGGCCGCCGGCCUGCGCCCGGACGAAGCGGUGUACGUGACGCCCACGAUGGCUUCGCCGUCCAGCGUGACUGCCACGGUGACCAGCGUGUCCAACCGCACCACCACCACCCCCGCCGCGCUCGCCUCCACCGGCGCCGCCGCCCCCGCCGCCUCGGCCUCCCACAAGCAGCCGAUGGCGCCCGUCGAGGAACCCACAGUCACCACCGCCGCAGCGACACAGGUACACCUGGCGUCGGCCUCGCUGCUGGCAGAGCCAAUCAGCGUGUCUGCUGCCCCCGCCGCCUCCGCCGCCCCCGUAGCACCGGCCACGCCCAGCACGCCCGACACGUCUAGCGCGCUGGUGGCCUCCACCACGACGCCCUCCCUGCAGCUGGCUGACCCCGCAGCCGAACCGCAGGCCCAGGAGCAGCCGCAGCCGCACAAGAGCGACAUGCCCGCCGCCAGCCUCUCCGUGGCCUCCGGCAAGGCGGCUGCCUCCACCGCCAAGCCGGCGGCGGCAGCGACGACGGCGGAAGCCCCUGGCAAGGCCUCCGGGAACCCGACAUCUUCCUCCGGUGGCGGCAACGCCGGCGAUGCAGACAUCCAGGGCGGCCAGGGCCCGCGCGUCGACAGCGCCUCGCUGGUCAAGAAGCUGCUGGCGUCGAAAGCGGCCGCCGAAGGCAAAGCCCCGGCUGCAGGGGGCGGCGCGAGUGGGGCCGGCGCCAAGACUGAGGCUGCGGGGGCGGCGGCUGCGGCUGCGGCCAAGGCAGCCACGGGCGCCGUCAAGACCAGCCACAUGGGCGUGCCCGCGGCGCGCAAAGCGGGAUCGGAGAAGCAAGGCUCGGUGAAACAAGAGGGCAGCAAGAGCAAGAGCAACAGCAACAGCAACAGCGACAUCAAGUCGGCGAGCAGCAGCAACGGUGCCAUCACCACUAGCGAACGUCUGGUGCAGGAAGGGCCCGAUGCAGAGACACUCAGCGCCAACAAGCUCAUGACCGCAAAAGGGCCGGCGGCUGGCCAGCCGGCGUCUGUGAUCGGCGGCCCCCAGAAGGCCAGCCUGCAGCCGCCAAGGACCACCACCGACGCCAACGGCGCCCCCGCCGGCGGACGACUGCGGCGCUUCUUCUGCGCGCCCUGGGACAAGGUCGCCUGCUGCGCCGGCAGGAAAAAAGAGGGUCGCGCCGCUGGGAGGCCGGCGGCUGGCGGGGUCGACGGCGGGUGCCGCGGUCGGUGCCGGCGCUGCUGCCGCUCGCUGCUGUGCCUGGACGUGGUCUGCUGCCAGCCCGGCUCGCGCUGCCGCUGCUGCUGCUGCGCCCCCAAGCAGCCGCAGCGCGGCCGCCUCGAGCACCGCAAGAGCACCUCGCAGCUCUCCAAGAAGACCAGCAGCGUCGGCGACGCACACGAGCUGGACACGGGGCCCAAGAUCGACCCGUCGCUGGUGGAGCACACGUCACUGAUGCGCGCAGCCAUCCCCAUCCUGCCCGUGCCACUCGCCUGGUUCUGCCUCGUCUGCAACGUCAUCAUACCUGGUCUGGGCACGAUGAGCAGCGGGCUGUUCUGCCUGUGCUUCGGCAAGCCGCGCUUCUCGGUGCGCGACGACCCGCAGGCGCGCGUCGGCGCGUGCUGCGUGGACCUGGUGAUCGCCGUGGGCCAGCUCUUCACCGUCGUCUUCUGCCUCGUCGGCUGGGGCUGGAGCAUCUGGUGGGGGCUCAUCAUACUGCGCCUCGCACGAAAGAACCGGCGGUUAGAGGCUCAGGCGGUGCAUGAGGAGCAAGGAGCAGCGAACGUGGCGCCAGCUGCUGCUGCGGCGGCGACGGCCGCUCGUCAGAACCACGACGUGGAGCGCGCUCGGCGCUAGCCACCCGAUUCUGCCUCACGUCACUUCGCAAACACUCAGACAUUAUUUUUGUACUACAGAAUUACUAUAAAAGUAGCAACACGCACAACGACAAAUUUUGUAACCACACAAAUUCAUUUGAAAAUAUGUGUACGCAAUUGCUCUAAUAAACAUUUUGAAUAAUUGUGUCGUCAAAUAAAUUAA
Messenger RNA from Schistocerca gregaria, 2173 nucleotides. Its product is annotated as atherin-like. The transcript has 8 exons. Lineage: Eukaryota; Metazoa; Arthropoda; Insecta; Orthoptera; Acrididae. Gene Ontology annotation, cellular component: sensory dendrite. Gene Ontology annotation, biological process: taxis; proprioception; sensory perception of mechanical stimulus. The record is from RefSeq and is a predicted model, not a curated record. Bases 14 to 1990 code for a protein of 658 amino acids.